AUGCCCACAGCAAGGGACUUCUUUUACACGCAAUAUUUUGCCAAAAUUCCCAAGCCCGCCGCUUCUUUCGCAGAUAAGACUGUCAUUGUCACAGGUGGCAACCGCGGACUCGGCAAAGAAACAGUGAAGCAUAUUGUUCGCCUGGCGGCCAACAAGGUCAUUAUCGGCUGCCGCAAUGAACCACACGGUCAGGUGGCAAAACGAGAGAUUGAAGCCAUCACCAAAUGUAAACCCGACAUAUUGGAGAUCUGGGAACUUGACAUAGAGUCGCCUCAGUCAAUCCGAAGCUUCGUUGAGCGCGCCAAUCAAUUGUCUCGACUGGACGUCUUGAUCAACAAUGCUGGUAUCUCAGCCUUCAAUUUCAAGGUCGUUUACGACACGGAACGUACACUCGCUGUCAACAAUAUCGGGACGUUCUUGCUCGCCUUCCAGCUCAUCCCGAAAUUGAAGGAGACCGCUCGCAGAUACCAAGUAACACCUGUCAUGACUACCGUGGCGUCCGCUCUAUACGAUGCCGCCAAGUACCCCGAGAAUCAUGGAGACGAUCUUUUUGGUUGGUUCAAAGACCAGUCGCACGUGAAUAAGUUCAACCAAUACAAUCUGUCCAAAUUGCUGCAGAUAUACACAAUCAGGAAGUUGGCCACCAUCGUUGAUCCGCCCACGACGACCAAUGCACAUCCAAUUGUUAUUAACGCCAUGGAUCCAAUGUUCUGCAAAUCCGAUCUUGGGAGCGAGGUCAAAGGCGCUAUCAAGGUUGCCGGUGGCGUCUUUAGAUCACUCACCGCUCGCUCCACUGAGGAAGGAUCACGACUCAUUGUAAAGGCUGCGUCAGCAGGUCGGGAAACGCACGGCCUCUAUAUGCGUACCGGUGCCGUGCAAGAAUAUGCCGCGGUAGCGAAGGACGAGAAGAGAGCUACGUGGAUCACACACAUUCUGUUCGAGCACAUAAUAAAACAUGAUCGCUUGAAACUGUUCGAGUCCGGAGCGAUCGCGGAUGUGACACUGCGCAUUGCCGAAAAGGACGAAAUCCUGGCUCAUAGAGCCAUCCUUGGCCCCGAGUCAGAAGUGCUGAGAGAAUUGUUUUCUCAGAAAUCUCACUAUGAUGAGCACUUCUUUAUCCUCCUACCGCCAGACACCUCAAUGAAAGCACUCAAAGCCUUGGUGCGCUUCUGCUAUUGUGGAGACUAUCCGGGGACCGCUACACUUCUUGCGACUGUCAAAGAGAAGGCGGAGCUUCACUUUCAAGUUCAUGCCUUGGCUAAAACCUACAAUAUAAUCUCACUUUGCCGUCACGUCGCAGUUCGAAUCGCCCGCGACUGCAAAGAGUGCCACGCUCACGAGGUGCUUGAUUGGGUUAAACACCUGCUGGAUCACACCGAAGCCAGUAUCCGAAAAGCCGGUGUCGAAAUAUUGGACGAUUACUUGAAGCAAGAUGCCCGUAGUUACACAAGCUCUGAUGACUUCGUGGAUAUUAACAUGGGAGAUCCGGACCUGAACAAGCUACUGUUGAGCGCCAUCUACAGUAGGGCGCACGAUGACGGUGCCGACAUAUAG
This is a messenger RNA of Didymosphaeria variabile, 1554 nucleotides long. RefSeq lists its product as uncharacterized. The record is from RefSeq and is a predicted model, not a curated record. Gene Ontology annotation, molecular function: protein binding. The coding region runs from base 1 to 1554 and encodes 517 amino acids. Lineage: Eukaryota; Fungi; Ascomycota; Dothideomycetes; Pleosporales; Didymosphaeriaceae. The transcript is spliced from 7 exons.